This is a messenger RNA of Cebus imitator (Panamanian white-faced capuchin), 635 nucleotides long. RefSeq names its product zinc finger protein 583-like. The transcript has 3 exons. Lineage: Eukaryota; Metazoa; Chordata; Mammalia; Primates; Cebidae. The coding region runs from base 86 to 526 and encodes 146 amino acids. The record is from RefSeq and is a predicted model, not a curated record. Gene Ontology annotation, biological process: regulation of DNA-templated transcription.
GCGCUGGCGCCGACGAACGCUCCCGGUCCCCGAAGAGGCGCCCGGCCCGUUGGUUUGCAAACUGGAACUUGUCCUGCAGGGAUUGAUGGCAUUCAAGGAUGUGGCCGUGGACUUCUCUCGGGAGAAAUGGGACUUCCUGGAUGCUACUCAGAGGCACUUGUACAGAUGUGUGAUGCUGGAGAACUACAGCAAUCUGGUCUCAGUCAGACUUUCCAUUUUAAAGCCAGAUGUGAUCUCCUUAUUGGAAGAGGAAAACCAGCCUUGGCUGGUGAACAGGGGCAUGACAGCAGGACCUUGCCCAGGUGAGUGGGAGCUUAGGAGCAGAGGGGAGGCUCGGCAGCCAGCUGGCUUCGCAGCAGCAUCUUGGAUAUUUUUGCUGGGAACUACUGCUCCCAGGAUGAGGCCUGAAGAGGGAGAGAAGGAAGGCCUGAGACCCAGGGAGAAAAAUAACUUCUCUCUCUCCCCUCUUAGUGAGGUAGGUAGGAAUCCUCCUUCCCCAUGCUCAUCCUCUUUACCUACACAUUAAGUCUAAUUCUUUCCCUGCUUAUCCUUGUCAUUUAGACCUGUGUAAAUAUUGUCACUUAUAAAAUAUAUUUUGGAAAAACAUGAAUUGAAUACUUAAUAUUUAGUAAAUU